Paramecium octaurelia is the source of this 482-nucleotide messenger RNA. The record is from the annotation of a GenBank genome assembly. NCBI's taxonomy places the organism in Eukaryota, Ciliophora, Oligohymenophorea, Peniculida, Parameciidae.
AAUAUUAAGAUGAGCUAGAGGGGAUCAAAGGAAAUUCAAUUCAUUCAGUUUGACUUGAUUCUUAGGAUUAAAUUCUCACAUCUUUAAAGAAUGGAUAAGCAUAGAAACAGAAAUUAGUUAUUAACUAAAAUAAUGAACAUAUAUGUGAUUCAUUAUUAACAUUAUUAUCCAAAGGGAAUGAGUGAGAAUUAAUGUAUAUUCUGACUAAUCAUAUACUUGUGGUGAUCUUUGAAAGAUAUGGCAGAGAAAAAUCUAAUAACAUAAUGCUAAGAUUUAAUUAAUUAAGAUUAUUUGAAUUGGUAAUUCUAGGAAGUAUUAAUAUUUACGACAAUCAUACUAUGAGUCUCAAUAAAAAGAAUUAUAGAUCCUUCAAUGGUAAAUUUUCUAGCCAUUUAACCAAGAGACUUAAAUUACUAUAGUCCUUCGCUUAUUGGAUAAGUAAAUAAUAUGAAAAUGAAAAUUCUUAGAUAAAGAAUGACUGA